AAUAAAACCAUCGUGACACCUCCCUCCCCGUGCACGUUUGCUCUCAUUCUCAGGCCCUUCUCUUCUGCUGCUGCCGUGUGUCGUCUCUUUGAUCGAGGGUUCAACUUUGCAACAUCUGCCAAGUCAAAGGUCGUCCCAAAUGCGCUGUUAAACGGGUCUUCGGUUUCUGGUUUCAACGUCUCGUCUCUCGCCAUUCGCCAUCCUCGUCUCGUCUCGUCUCUUCUCUGAAGAGUCCUCGGCCGUCUACCGUUUACCAUCUGUCGUCCUCAAAAAUCCAAAUCCAAAAUCCUGAUCCUCCCACCACCCGUUGGAUCGAGCUUUUUCUUCUGCCACCAGCUUAGCUCCUCCUACCUACUUCUCGGACCCUUCAUCUACGCCGCACUCCCCUUCCUCCUCCCUUAAGUCAACUCGCCUCUGUCGACCGCACUCCCACACUCUCAAUUUCAACGCCAAUCCUCACUCUCCCUUUCCGCGCCCCGUGUCUCGCUACCUCUUCGAUCUGCCAACCACCCCCCGGUUGACAUCACCAGACCCUUCCGCAGGGUUCGGCUUCGAAACCGUCUGUCAGUGCAAAGACACUCGGCUUGGGACUUGCACCGACUGCCCACCUGCUCCGCUUCCUCACCUGUUGGCUGGAACCAUUCGAGUGGGUUGAUAUCAGGCCAUUGCUGCUCGUCUACAAGGCAUUUGGCUUCGCCUGUCAUUCUUCAUUCCUUACACACUGGGUCACUUGUUGGGUGAGCUUCCCUUCAAUGUACGUCACCCCAGUCCUUCUCCCCGUCUGGUUCCCGUUGAUCUCAAUUCAUAUCCUACUUCACCCACUUCUCCUUCAGCCUCUGCCCUGAUUCACUCUUGAUACCUCGUCAAUGCCAUUGACUAACCCACCUCUCGCAGCAGUCUUGGGCAAUUGCACCUGCUCCCCUCUGGACAGACAUCCACGGCAAUUGAACAUUGAUCCUUCGAUACGACACUCUCGUCACACACAUCCUUAGCAAGCUAGCCUUGCCAACCCACUACCGCAACAAUGGCCGUUCCUCAAGAAAAGGUGGCCGUUCACACCACGGUCGCCAGCAUUGCUCUCCCCGAGAAGGCGGCGUACUCGAAGCUGUCCGACACCAUCGCCACGACCCCGGGCACACUUACUCCUGUCGCUUCAACCCCCGAAAAGAGCCUGGAAAUGCCCCGCGACAGCAACCUUUCUACCCCGCGGUCGUACCGCAAUGAGAACCCCUUCGAUACCGACAUCGAGGCUAUGAUCACCACGACAUCCUCCUCCGACCCGUACGCCAUGAAGAGCAUCUCGACUACAAAAGACUGCCCAACGAUAUGGCCGGGCAAGCAGGAUUGGAAGGCCAAGGCGAAGGCCGCGAAGCGUGAUAGGGGCUCCUGCGCCUGCAUGGCUCGCAUGAGCAAGAAGAACCGCAUCAUCAUGAAGGUUGCCAUUGGCCUCCUCGUUAUUGGCGUCGGUGUUGGUGUCGGCUUUGGCGUCAGCAAGCCUUUGGGCGCACCCAUCUGGGGCACCCCUGACGGAAACAAGUGAAGAAGACAAGUCUUUCGGCGACAUUUACACUUCGACAAUGGACUACAAAACGUCAAUCUGGCCAUUCAGCCGACUAUCACACCGAACAUAGCCGCAUAGACGCUCUACUACUACCACACUCGAGCCGCUUUCCCUUCAGCUUGUAUUAUAUACAACGAACCAUUAUUACUGUCGCCCGAUGGUCACCUCGGGCGGCUGUUCCUCUGCUGUCUCUUUUUACAUCGAGCCUUGUUAUCAACAAAGGGAAGGGGCCACCAUAAUUAUGAUCAGGCGUUUUUUGGAGUUCAAUGCAUGGACAUUCCAUCAGCGAGCGAGCAGCGGCACUUUGCGAUUCAGUAUCCUACAGAAGGGGUCACGAUAACCCACCGGGCUGUGAGAAGUCCGAGGGCAUCGGCGCUACGAGACACGAAGCAAUACACUUUGAUGUCUACGUUUACGGAGAGACCAGGGCUUUUCCUACUUUUCGAUUCUUCAAAUGGGGAGAACAGCACCAGCACUUUUUGUACAAGGGUAUUGGAGGCACGCUUACUGCGUCAAGGAGAGACGCAUGCGGUUUCGCCAUAGCUGCGGUUUGUGGUAUAAAAGGACUAUUGGGGUGGGAUUAUUAUUGUCAGGCUUCUCUAUUAGACGGCCUCUAUACGCAUUAGGGUAUCAGGCGAGAGCAAUCAAAGAGUUCAUCAGGGACCCCGCAGUCGAGAAGCGCUCUGGCUGACGGGUAUCCUGCAUUUUUCUGGUUACACAUAUCCUCAUCUUCAAUCUUUGCGUCUCCCGUCGUUUCGAGUCUUCUUCCACCUGCUGGACAUGGAUCAUCCCUUCUUUUUACGUGUUUUGGCCAAAGUGAUUGCCAUGAAACGACGCACGUUUGUUGGGGUAGACCCUUCUUUCCUACAGACCGAAAGACGAGCUGACAAGGACACAUAGGCCGACCACCUCGGCAAUCACGUUCAUGCUUGGAAGGGCCAUCACCGAAUAGUACAGGCUGCAAAGUGUGCCGGAUCCCGAUCCGAUCCAGCAAAGUUCAAAGAGGUACUCCUCGUUUAUCCUGAUACCUAGACAUACAAUAUCCUUACACACGCACAAUCUCUCGCACCGCGUGCAGAUUUCAGAAAAAGGAAAGAAAAGAGAGUCAAAGAAAGUUCCGCGGGGUUUUACCCCAUCUCAAAUCCAAGAUGUCGGCUAGGAUGGGAUGGUGUAGUAAGCGAACGAGAGGGAACUAGAGCGAUGGCUCAAACGUGUUAGAAGAGUUGUGUGC
Molecule: messenger RNA, 2792 nt
Organism: Colletotrichum scovillei
Lineage: Eukaryota; Fungi; Ascomycota; Sordariomycetes; Glomerellales; Glomerellaceae
Exons: 1
Coding region: 1025-1540 (171 amino acids)
Source: RefSeq, a predicted model, not a curated record